This is a messenger RNA of Drosophila serrata, 284 nucleotides long. Its product is annotated as kunitz-type serine protease inhibitor carinatin-1-like. NCBI's taxonomy places the organism in Eukaryota, Metazoa, Arthropoda, Insecta, Diptera, Drosophilidae. Gene Ontology annotation, molecular function: serine-type endopeptidase inhibitor activity. The record is from RefSeq and is a predicted model, not a curated record.
AAAUGAAAUUUCUCUUGAUUUUGUCCUGUCUCGUCCUGUACGUUGCCCUUACAUGUGGGCAGGACCAUUGUAGAGGCCGUCCUGGUCACCAGGACUGCGAUGGUGGACGGAACGAAGGAGUUCACCAUGCCCAUGGUUGCGAUCCUGAACCCAAUCCUGUGAUGUGGUACUAUAACCGAGCCACUAGGGAAUGCCUAAGGAUGUCCUAUCGAGGCUGUCAUGGUAACAGCAAUCGCUAUUGCUCCAAGGAUCACUGCGAACGCAGUUGUCGUCGUCGGAACUAA